GAAAUAUAUUCUUUAUAACCAGUAGCCAGGAUUCAAUGAAUCUAAGCAACUUCGUAAACGUUACUCUUUUACAGCAUCUGUUGGAACGAGGCUCAGUUAUUUUUGUCCCAUCUCAGACACGGAAAAAGAACCUUAGCUACUCUCUAUUUAGUAUAGAAUCAUGCUUUGGGUUUGUCCAAGCUCUACCGAUAUUGUACAAGGUCGCAUUUGUUAGAAACACAUGUCGGGUGCACAAUCUAUCUUAACCUCUUAUAAAGCCAUUAAAAUAAUAGGAUACUCCGAGCAAACGA
Babjeviella inositovora NRRL Y-12698 is the source of this 290-nucleotide messenger RNA. RefSeq lists its product as uncharacterized. The record is from RefSeq and is a predicted model, not a curated record. The transcript has a single exon. The coding region runs from base 36 to 245 and encodes 69 amino acids. NCBI's taxonomy places the organism in Eukaryota, Fungi, Ascomycota, Pichiomycetes, Serinales.